AUGUCUCGUCCAAGGCCUCCUUCCAAGGCUUUAGUCCCGUCUUCUGAUAAACCUCCAUUUAUUCCUUCUUUGGAACUAGUAACCCAAUACCAUCCAAUUGAAAUGAUUAACCGUUACCAAGUUCUUGGUAACAUUCCUAGACCUAAUUACUCUUCUGCUUUGGCUACUAAUCCUUUUGCUUCUCCCAGCCAAACAGUUUCAAUUACUCCAUUUCCUGCUAAUCCAAUCAGGUUUGCUCGAUCUGAUUAUGUUAAAUCAACCACCACUAACCUGUUCUUCAAAGAACCUAGUCACCCAAGAGUCAAGCUGUUCAUGAUCUUGCUAAAUCCUAUUUUGUUCACUCCUCACCGCAUUGUUGAAAUUGUUCAAGCUGAAUUCCCAAUUGAUCAAUGUGCUCUUACUCCUGUAAUAAUUAAAGCCCAGCAAAACCCAGUUGCUGUCAUUUCUCAAGGAAGCCCCAAUCUUCCUCCAAUCAACCUUGGAAGCCCCUCAUCUAGUGGUUCCAAGCCCAAAUCAUCCAAGUCAAAGUUUGCUUCAUCAUCUGAUAAAACAAAGUCCAAGGCUAAGUCCAAAGCUCCUGCAAUCUCGACUCAGCCCAAGACUCAAUCAAAGCCCAAAUCAGACAAAUCAAAGGUUGCUCCAUCCAAGCCCAAGGUCAAACCUGGAUCAGCCAGUGAUCAACUACUGCAGAUGGCCCGUCUCCUAAUGAAUCAGGCCCAAGCUCAAUUAAAAGAUGAUCCGUCUGAUGAUGAUCCUCCUACACCGGCCCAAAAGACCAGUUCAGAAGACAGUUUAGACAGUUCACAAGGAUCAACUAAUCAAGACCCAUAUGGACCAGAGUUGCAAGAUGCUCAGGAUCCAUAUUUUCUUCCUCAGCCUCCAAAGGACUUCUGCAAAAACUUCUAUCCUAGCAAGGAUUUCAAGAGGCUGUUGGGUCUGCCAGUUGAGCAGCGGAAAGCGCCUUUGCUGCUCAACUACAUCCCAACUUACAAGUCGGUACUACCCGACAACCCGAGAAAAAGCAAGUCUCCUCCUUCAGUAACAACUCCUGCUACAACUUCAUCACUUCAGCCAGAUCAGGGAUCAACCUCUGAUCCAGCAGAACAGCCAUCAACCUCGGCUCCACAACUAAUCCCACCUUCUCAAUGCAAACGCCGACGUCGAACUGUAGCCGCCAUCGAGAUGGGUUUUAAGAAGGCUGUAGUAGACGACCUUCUAGCCGACAUCCCCAACAUCAUCACCUUACAAUCUUCAUCAUCGCAAUCCCAGCCAAAACCAAAGCAAAAAAGACUGAAGAAAGCCCAAGCUAAGGCAACGGUAACUCAGAUUGAUUCUGAAGAUACCUUGCCAACAUCCAAGAUGGCCGAGGCAGAAAAAAGUGCCUCUGCCGCCGAAAAGAGGCCCGCAAAAGCUGCUCCCUCUGAAUCCACCCGGUCAAAGAAGCCAAGGUCAGAGUCAGCCACGACCUCGGGGUCCAUGAAAUCUAAUGCCCCCUGGGCCCCUCCAAUCACUAUUGAGGACAAGCCAGUCGGGGUCGGCGAUAGCACGACUGACCUUGAAGUCGGCAUCGCCCUCUCCACUGCCUUGCUCCUUCCAAAAGACCUCAAACGCAACACCGAGGUCAGCGAAUAUGAAAACUUCGCUUUGAUGUUGCAGCACUUCGCGAUCCAGCAUGCCCACUCCUUCACGAUGCAGGCUUUUAAUAUCAAGAAGGAGUUGGUCAACAAGACCAAGGAGGCUACUAGUUUGCUGAAGAUAGUCAAUAGAGUUGAGGCCAAGAUGAAGACUCUGAUGGAUCAGACAAGGCAGCAAGACGAGGCCGAGGAGAGGGCGGGAGCUGCUGAGGCCAUUGCCAAGGUCCUUGAGGCCGAGAAAAAAGAGGCCGAAGCAAAGAUCGCCGAAGCCCAGGCUAAGCUCAUUGCUGCCUUGGCCACAAAAGACGCCGAGAUCAAAGCGGCGGAUGAGAAGGCAUAUGCCGAGGGAACAGCCGACGUCAAAGAAGACUACAAGAAACAAGUGAAGCCGGCAUGCAACAAGGGUUUCACCCUUGGUUGGAUGGAUGCUCUGACGGAGUUGGCUGUCUUCGAGGACUUUCCUCUCAAGAAUGCUAGCAACCUCGUCCAGCCAUUUCCACCCACUCCAAGCCAAUCCGAGGACGAGGUUGAGUCUGAGGAGGAAGCUGAGGCCGAAAAGUCCGAGAAUGCUGUGGAUGCUAGGGCCAAGGUCUCAAAAAAUGCCACCCUUGAGAAGACAACAUCUGACGCACCUAUCGCCGAGAAGAGCAUCGACCAGACUCUCUAA
Messenger RNA from Camellia sinensis, 2301 nucleotides. Lineage: Eukaryota; Viridiplantae; Streptophyta; Magnoliopsida; Ericales; Theaceae. The record is from RefSeq and is a predicted model, not a curated record.